AUGUUCGCUACCCGACCUCUCGCUAUGCGUCCUACGCGCCCUGUGAUGGCUGCUCCUAAGGAGGGCUUGAGCGCUCACACUGUUUCGCAGCGUCUUCGUCUGAUCAAGAAGAUCCCACCUGAAUUGAUUCCUCUCGGUGUCGUCUUGGGGUAA
Molecule: messenger RNA, 153 nt
Organism: Talaromyces atroroseus
Lineage: Eukaryota; Fungi; Ascomycota; Eurotiomycetes; Eurotiales; Trichocomaceae
Exons: 4
Coding region: 1-153 (50 amino acids)
Source: RefSeq, a predicted model, not a curated record